AUGUGUACAGAGAAUACAUAUUCUAAACAUUACUUAAAUCGCCGAACAAAUGUUGAAGCUGAAGUGUACAAACUUGUUUUAUUUCCACCCGACAAUUCAAUUGCAGUUGUUAAAGCAAAACAAUGUUCUCCAGCGGAGCAUGAUGGUUUUUAUUUUGUACAAAGUGGAAGAAAGAAAUUCAUGGGAGUCAUACUUGAAGAAGAACAAAAUUCUAAUAUUCAACGACAUACAGCAUCUACGAUAACAGUAUCUCCUAAAUAUUCAGUAGAUCAUGCUAAUACUGUUCAACCAUCAAUUGUGAACAAUAAUGAUGAUUUUCCAGCUGUACUGUCGUCGACAACAACAUUAGGUGAAUAUUCUACAUCAACAUCUCACAUUGUACACAAAUCGAACAAAAAACAUGAUAAGCGUUUCAAGCACAAACGACGUAAACAAUCUCAACAUGAAACAUCAGUCACGUUAUUUGAACCAUUUGACAAUACCGACAGCGAGUCCAACGACAAUGAAGACGAAUCAUCUGCUAAUAGUCG
Rotaria sp. Silwood1 is the source of this 530-nucleotide messenger RNA. Lineage: Eukaryota; Metazoa; Rotifera; Eurotatoria; Philodinida; Philodinidae. The record is from the annotation of a GenBank genome assembly.